Nicotiana attenuata is the source of this 1260-nucleotide messenger RNA. RefSeq lists its product as uncharacterized. The record is from RefSeq and is a predicted model, not a curated record. Lineage: Eukaryota; Viridiplantae; Streptophyta; Magnoliopsida; Solanales; Solanaceae. The transcript has 2 exons. The annotation marks the transcript as partial.
AUGACUAAUCCCCAAGACAACCCCGGAACUGCCCCACCAGUCUCCCCCAACACCUUAUCUUCAACUCCUCCUAGUGAACCCCCAAAACCCAGAUUUCGUCGCCAGAAAAUGUUAGCUAGAAAAAAAAUUGCAUCUGGUUCUUUGAGGAAAGUCUUGAACGAAAAACUACAGGCUAGUCAAAGGAAGGAAGUUACAACCAAAGAAAGCGACUCAAGCUCUGAAUCUGAGAAAUUUAUCUCUGCAAGUGAAGGAGAAGAACCUGGGUCUUCUGACACUGACAAGAUUCAAGAAACCCCAGGAGAGGUAAACACUUGCUUAUUAUUUUCUGAUGUAUUAGAUUGGGAGGAUAAUAGGUUUGUUCUGGUAGGGACUGCUAAAAAUGUUGAAGGGGCUAAAUCUAGUAAAAUAAGAAAGAAAAAGAAAAGGAAAUUUUUAGCUAUAUGUGGUAGUGGAGAAGAGGAAGGCAUGAAGUCAGGGGGAAAUGGGUCAGGUGAAGCUGCUGAGGGUUUGAUAAAUUUGAGUGAACAACCAGAUGAACCUGGUAGAUUGCUCAAAGACUUGGAGGAGCGAGGCAUGGUAAGAUUGUUGACUUCACUGGAGGCACAAGGAUGGAAGGACAUGGUCCUUCAGAUGGAUGGAAGAUUGGCCAGAAAAGAACUUGUUGAAUUUAUGGCUAAUGGGACUGUGCAGAAUGGGCUGGUAACCAGUAUAGUGAAGGGGAUGAAGGUGAAAUUUGAUGCACCUAAGUUGGGUAGAAUCCUGAACAUUCCAAGUGAGGGCUAUGAUGGUUACACAAGGCAAAAGUGGCCUUGCCUGGAUGGUCUGCCUACUGAACUUCUAAUCACUAGGAACUUCUGUGACACUACAGAUGCUGAGGAGGUACCUGAAGCAAGGGCUGUUCAAAAGAGUGAGAUGAGGCCAGAGCAUAAAGUGCUCUUUGAAUUUGUAAACAAAUGCCUGCUGCCUAGACAGGAAAGGAGGCACACAGCAAACUGCAUGGAUCUGGUCCUCAUGCAGUGCUUGGUGGAAGGAAAGCAGAUCAACUGGCAUGCUUUCAUUGCUAAGCUGCUAGACAGGGUUCUCAAUGGUUCAAAGGCUCAUUCCAUCCCUUAUGGAUUUAUUCUGACAGCUGUGCUGGACAAGCUGAACGUUCCCUUGAAGAAAUGGGAGAUGGCUUCCAGCAAAGAGCAUUUUGGCAUCAAGACUCUUCAGGCCUGUGAUUAUAUCCUCAGUGUAGGCCCUGUUGAACCUGGUUCAUCA